Molecule: messenger RNA, 591 nt
Organism: Raphanus sativus (radish)
Lineage: Eukaryota; Viridiplantae; Streptophyta; Magnoliopsida; Brassicales; Brassicaceae
Product: mitochondrial import inner membrane translocase subunit TIM14-3
Exons: 3
Coding region: 156-494 (112 amino acids)
Biological process (GO): protein import into mitochondrial matrix
Cellular component (GO): PAM complex, Tim23 associated import motor
Molecular function (GO): ATPase activator activity
Source: RefSeq, a predicted model, not a curated record
AAAAUUAAGACAAGGAGACAGACCAGACCGGACAGACCUCUUUUUUUUUCUCUUUUCCGUCUGGAAGAACCCUAAACCCAUCCGCAUCGACAGAUAAUUGAAGGAAAAAAAAAUCACUUGUCUCGUCUGAUUGAUUGAAUUUUUAGGCUCGAAGGAUGGAAACGCCGAUGGUUGCAGGUGCUGCUGUAGCUGCUGCUGCUCUAGCUGGUAGGUAUGGUAUACUCGCUUGGCAAGCCUUUAAGGCCAGGCCACCCGUGGCUAGAAUGCGCAGGUUUUACGAAGGUGGUUUCCAAACUGCAAUGACACGGCGAGAAGCUGCUCUCAUUCUUGGAGUUAGGGAGAGGGUAGCGGCGGAGAAGGUGAAAGAAGCUCACAGGAGAGUUAUGGUUGCAAACCACCCUGACGCUGGAGGUAGCCACUAUCUCGCUUCCAAGAUCAAUGAAGCCAAAGACAUUUUGCUUGGCAAGUCCAGUAACUCCGGCUCUGCUUUUUGAUUCUCAUAUUAGUUUUUUUUUAUACAAACCCAAUAUGGAACUCUUGUCUUUUAAUUUGAUUAUAAGUUUUUCAAUGUACCACCAUUUCUUGUUUGUA